ACAGAUUAACCGGAUGUAGCCCAAACUUGUUCUACAACAUGGCUCUACGGGUGUUUUUGAGUAGAGUUACUGGGAAUGUUUUUUACAAACGCAGCUUUUGUUCUGAAGGCAAAACGAAUAUACACACAAGAAUUGUCGAUAUAUAUAAUUCAGAACCAGUUGGAUCGCAUUUGUUAGUUAAGGGUUGGGUGAAAGCUAUGAGAAAGAUGAAGGAACAUGUAUUUCUUGAUGUAAGUGAUGGUUCCUGUUCAAAAAAGCUACAAGUUUUGAUUUCUAAAUCAAGGCAACCCAAAAGUUUGACAUACGGUGCUGCAGUUGAAGCUGUUGGCUCACUUGUUACAAAUACAAAUGGACAGCUGGAGUUAGCUGCUGAAAAUGUGACUGUGAUUGGCCCUUGUAUUGUAAUAGAUGGUUACCCAUUUGCUCCUAGAAAGUCGUAUUCCCCAGAUUACAUACGACAGUUCUUGCACCUAAGACCUAGAACAAAUGCUUUUGGGGCUUUAUUAAGAAUUCGGGAUGCAGCAUCACAUGCUGUUAAUGAACAUUUUCGUAAUAAUGGGUAUAUACACAUUCAUACACCAGUCUUAACAUCAAAUGACUGUGAAGGAGCAGGAGACGUCUUUCAGGUAAAACCUGAAAAUGAAAAGACGGUUAAAGAUAUGAUGAAAGAUGGAAUGUCAAUGGAUGAAGCAUAUUUUGACUGCAAUACAUACCUCAGUGUUUCAGGGCAACUUCAUUUAGAGGCUGCUGUUAGAGGUCUGAGUAAGGUUUACACAUUUGGGCCAACAUUCCGUGCAGAGAACUCUCGUUCUCGGCUACAUUUAGCAGAGUUCUACAUGAUAGAAGCAGAAGCUGCAUUUAUUGAAUCACUAGAGGAGCUCAUGAACAUCAUGGAAAAUUUGAUAAAAAAUGUUACAAGCCAAGUGAUGCAAAAGUGUGCUGAUGAUGUAGAACUGCUACAUUCAUCUGAUGGAAAUGAAGGCCCUGUAGUAUCUCUUCUUCAGAAACCAUUUGAAGUCAUGACAUAUGAACAAGCCAUUGAUAUCUUAGGCAGGCACUCUGGAAAUUUUGUUUCACAAGUAAAGAAAGGUCAAGGACUCGGGAAAGAACAUGAACUUUACCUUGUGAAAUAUGCUGGUGAUUGCCCCAUCUUUAUCGUAGAUUGGCCCAGUGACAUUAAACCAUUCUAUAUGAAACAGAGUUUACAGGAUGUUUCAAAGGUUUCAGCUCUUGAUCUUCUAGCUCCUCAAGUAGGAGAACUCUGUGGUGGCAGUCUUCGUGAAGACAAUUUCUCACUUCUCCAGGAUAAAUUGCAGAAGUCAGGUUUGUAUGAAGCAUUGGGAUGGUAUUUGGAACUCCGAGAAUAUGGCAAUGUACCAUCUGCUGGUUUUGGAAUGGGUUUUGAAAGGUUCUUGCAAGUGAUCCUGGGUAUUCCAAACAUUAAGGAUACAAUACCAUUCCCUCGAUGGCCUCACAACUGCAAGUUAUAAAGUUAUAUCCAUUGACUGUAAUUUGUACAAUUUUUAAUUGAUUAAAGUGUUUGUGAUUGUUGUCCUUUA
Messenger RNA from Zootermopsis nevadensis, 1559 nucleotides. It is a transcript of the gene AsnRS-m, whose product is annotated as asparagine--tRNA ligase, mitochondrial. Gene Ontology annotation, cellular component: mitochondrion. Gene Ontology annotation, biological process: asparaginyl-tRNA aminoacylation. The record is from RefSeq and is a predicted model, not a curated record. Gene Ontology annotation, molecular function: asparagine-tRNA ligase activity; nucleic acid binding; ATP binding. NCBI's taxonomy places the organism in Eukaryota, Metazoa, Arthropoda, Insecta, Blattodea, Termopsidae.